UGCCGAGUCGUACAGUUCAGCGUGUUACGACGCCUCGACGCAAAACAAAGAAAGAUCGCAUCAUCGAUUUGCAUCGUCGUGAAAAAAAAAAUUGAGCCGGUGUAUUUUUGUGUGAUUGUGUUGAACGAUGUCCGACUACUUCGAAUUUGACGACGAUUUCGAGGUAUAUGAUGAUCCAAAUGAUUAUUACGAUAGUGACUGGGAUUACUAUGAUGAAAACUACGAUUCCAGAGACAGUCAGUGUGUGAAAAAUUAUGGCGAGAUGAAUUUAAAAAAACUAGAGAGCUUGCGAGAAAAGUUUAAUUGGGAGAUCGAAGAAGAAAGACGCAAAUUUCUCAAUGAACUUUAUCCAUUGACCAGACAAUGGAAAGGCCUACGACCGAUUUUAAGAAAAAUUUUUCGAAGGGACGAAAUCGAUUGGCUUCUCGCGGAGUCCGUAAGUUACAAGUGUGGACAUAAAAAUUUAAAGUCAGGAGAACGAUUCGUUUAUUUUGUGAUCAACACCGGCUACAAGGACGAGCCCAAGCUAGAUGAGGAUGGCAAGCCACUGCUACGUCACACCACACCAUUGCAUUGCGCGGCUGGAAACAAGUACCGAUAUCUCAUCCGUGAUCUUUUUGAAAUUUACGACAGAUUCGACGUAAAUUAUGUCGACGAAUUCGGCGUUACGCAUUUUCACAUUGCCUGCGAGUACGGAUGCGACGAAGUCGUCAAGAAAUUCCUCGAGUUCGGCCAGGAUCCCAAUUGUUUGACGCAAGAAUCGAGCUCGAUCGAUCCGCCGCUGCACUUGGCUCUGAAGCAAGAACACCAGGAGAUAUUCAAAUUGCUUCUGAGAAGCGGAGCCGAUCCGAAUCUGACCAACAAGGACGGAUCGACACCUUUACACUUUAUUUGCAAAGGACACGAGAUGCGAUAUCGCGAUGAUGUGUUUGCAGAAAUAUUAUUUGAGAUCGAUGAAGACGAUAAGUAUCGUCGACAUCCGGUGCAGGUGGACGCUCGAGACAAGUUGGGCCAGACACCGCUACACGUGGCUCUGUUUCGUAACAGCAGAGAUUUGAUAGAAUUGCUAUUGAACAAUGGGGCCAAUCCAAAUUUGGCUAAUUCCGAGGGAUUAACUCCACUGCAUAUUAUUUGUCAGCAUGAAUACAAUUGUGAUUUGGCGAAAAUGUUAUUCGACAUCAGCGAAAAAAAACAUCAGCUGGUUCACGUCGACGCCCGGGACAAAUUCGGUCGAACACCGCUACACUUGUCUGUUGUUAAUCUCUACCCAGACUUUGUCGAGAUUUUUUUAGAUCACGGAGCAGAUGCGCCUAGCUUUACUUUCCCCACAAAGGAUCAAUUUGCUGAGUCUCUAUCUCUCCAAAGUUGUUUACAUACAUCUAAAUUAGAUCUUGUGUUCCGUACUCUGGCUAUCAUCGAUCACCUCGGAAAAAGAGGAUAUGAGCUCGACCGAAGCGACGCCCUUACAAUCAUGAAGAUAUUCGACGAGUACAAAUUGUUCGAACAAAUGGUGGAUCGCAAAAAAUUGCGUAGCUCUGAUGAACUCAAGAGCCAAUCGAAAAAGUUCAUGAUGAAUUCGAAUCUGUCACUCUACGAAUUCAUUUGGAUGCGACCAAAAGCGGUGACAAAACUAUUCACUGUUACGGACUUUUUGCCGUUCGUACGCGCGAAGAAACAUUGGAAUUUCCCCGGAUGGUACAAGGGUGCGUGUGAAAAUUAUCUGAGCAAUAUAAUGGCGGAAGGAUUUCUGCGGCGGUGGGCACUAGAAUUUUUCUGGGCGCUGACGGGAUACAGAGUACCAUUUCUCUGCUGUGAAAAAGUCAUCAAUCAACUGAGAGUCGAGGAUUUAUGGCGUAUUUGCCUAGCAACCGAGGAUAAAUCUAUGGCUGCUAUACGUGGUUUCAAAAAUCUUUGCAUCAAAUAACUAUAUAUUAGACAGUAUAUACUCAUAAAUAAUGUUACAACUUAAGUUUCUGUUAAUGCGUUAAAUUACAAUGAUAGUAAUUACUUUAUCUCAUGAAUGUCAAAUCGCUCCUAAAAAUGUAUUUGUUGCACAGAGUUUGUUACAA
Molecule: messenger RNA, 2069 nt
Organism: Trichogramma pretiosum
Lineage: Eukaryota; Metazoa; Arthropoda; Insecta; Hymenoptera; Trichogrammatidae
Product: alpha-latrotoxin-Lh1a-like
Exons: 1
Coding region: 128-1924 (598 amino acids)
Molecular function (GO): protein binding
Source: RefSeq, a predicted model, not a curated record